AUGGAUGUCACUUUGACUCUACCACCUCGCUCGAAAUUUGUACUCAUUUUGGAAUCAAGUGUAGCCGUCAUUUUCAUGUUACUGUCACUGAUUGGAAACUUUACAGUAUGCUUGGCAAUUUUUCAUAAAAGGCUUUUGAGAACGGUACCGAACUAUCUCCUGUUGAACCUGGCCACUGCAGACAUUUUCAGUGCCGUUAUCAGCUUCCCUCUGCUAGUCUCUGUCCUUAUCAGUGGUAAGUGGAUGUUUUCCAGAAGCGUUUGCCAAAUCCAGGCUUUUCAAAGCUAUGUCUCGUACUCUUGCAGUCUCUUGACACUUACCGUUACUAGCAUCACAAGAUAUUACGCAACUGUUCACCCAGUCAAACACAGAGGAGUAUUUAAAGUGAAAAAAGUUUUAGCAUUGAUCUCUAUCGUUUGGACCGCAUCAUGUGCGUUUGCCGCGAUGCCACUCCUCGGGUUGGGACGAUAUCAGUUUGAGGCUUUUUACGCUAUCUGUAUUCAUGACCACGACGCCAGUUCAUCGUACAACAUGUUUUCGUUCACCUUUUUGAUAGUGAACUCAACAGUAAUUGUGACUUGUUAUUCAAGAAUAUUCAAAGCCAUGAAAACAAGAAAGCGCAGAAUCCAUCAGUUGUUUGCCCAAGGUUCGACAUCGAGGCAGUUGGAGAUGAUAAACGCGCAAGAAGCAAAACUGACCAACACAAUCUUCAUCGUGAUAUGUCUAUUUACUCUAUGCUAUAUUCCAACAAUAGUGCUAGGAUUUUUAAUGUUUGUGACCGUGAAUGUUCCGCGCUUUGCCCGAAUGCUGUCAACAUUUUCAGUGGGAUUCACAUCCGUGGUAAAUCCAGUUAUCUAUUGGGUGCGCAGUAAAGCUUUUCGCGAAGCUCUUGUCGGGAUUUUUAGAAAAAAUAGUUUCGAGAGAAAUUCACUUCGAAUCGACGUGGGCGAGCUUACUAGAUGUUCCAAUCCAGUAGAGCUUGUUAAUGUUUCAAGAGGAGAUGAUGGAACCGUGAAGAAAAGGAAAACUACAAUUACUUCACCAGAGGUUAUCAUGUCUGAUUAA
Pocillopora meandrina is the source of this 1065-nucleotide messenger RNA. The record is from the annotation of a GenBank genome assembly. Lineage: Eukaryota; Metazoa; Cnidaria; Anthozoa; Scleractinia; Pocilloporidae.